This is a messenger RNA of Eucalyptus grandis, 985 nucleotides long. RefSeq names its product putative methyltransferase DDB_G0268948. NCBI's taxonomy places the organism in Eukaryota, Viridiplantae, Streptophyta, Magnoliopsida, Myrtales, Myrtaceae. The transcript has 2 exons. The record is from RefSeq and is a predicted model, not a curated record. The coding region runs from base 128 to 910 and encodes 260 amino acids.
AGUAAUUGUCAUAGCCUUCAUAUGCUGACUUGAUUCCUAUUCGAGAAGUUUCGCAUGAUAUGUAUGAAUUCCGGUUGAAGAAGAGAGAGAGAGAGAGAGAGAGAGAGAGAGAGAGAGGGUGUGUGUGAUGGCGGGGCUGUUCGAUAAGCAAGCGGAGAUAUACGCAGAUGCGAGGCCCACAUAUCCGAGGGAGUGCUACCAGAAACUGGCCGCUCUCACCCCCGGCCAAGCCUUGGCUUGGGACCUUGGCACCGGCAAUGGUCAAGCUGCUCUUGGGGUUGCAGAGCAUUAUCAGCAAGUGAUUGCCAUGGACGUGAGCGAGUCGCAGCUAAAUUAUGCCAUCCCACAUCCCCGCGUUCGGUACUUGCACACUCCGCCAUCCAUCUCUGAUGAUGAAUUGUUAGCCAUUGUUGGUGGUGAGAACUCUGUCGACCUAAUCACCGUGGCUCAAGCCAUCCAUUGGUUUGAACUCCCCAAAUUCUACUCUCUCGUGAAUCCUGUCCUCCGCAAGCUAGAGGGUGUGAUUGCAGUUUGGGGCUAUCAAGCCAUCCAAGUUAGCCCUACCUUUGAUUCGAUACUUAAAAUUUUUUUCGACGCGACGCUUCCGUACUGGAAUUCUAACAUCAGGUACGUGUCCGACCAAUACAAGACACUGCCGUUCCCUUUCGAAAGUGUCGAUUUGGGAUCCGAGGGGAACCCAGUGGCACUCGACAUACCAACGGAGGUUUCUUUCAAGGGAAUCCUGGGGAUCUUGAGGUCGUGGUCCGCGGUGGCGACGGCAAAAGAACAGGGAGUGGAAUUGUUGAGUGAGGGGGUUGUUAGGGAGUUUAAGAGGGCUUGGGGCGGCACGAAGCUUGCGAGGAAUGUGGUCUACAAAGCCUUUAUGCUUGCAGGGAAAGUGAAGAAGUGACCUUCCUCGUAUGAUUAGUGAGGGCAUGUUUGUAAAUUACUUUGAAUAAUAUGGCCACUUCACAUUGUUUAUUAA